Molecule: messenger RNA, 6283 nt
Organism: Temnothorax curvispinosus
Lineage: Eukaryota; Metazoa; Arthropoda; Insecta; Hymenoptera; Formicidae
Gene: jvl
Exons: 11
Coding region: 728-4678 (1316 amino acids)
Biological process (GO): amino acid transmembrane transport
Cellular component (GO): vacuolar membrane
Molecular function (GO): amino acid transmembrane transporter activity
Source: RefSeq, a predicted model, not a curated record
GAACGCGUACGGUGGCACGUCGUGGGGCAUGCGCGCGCGCAAGAGAGAAAGAGAGAGAGGGGUGCAAGCCGCGCAACGAAAAUGGCGUAGUGAUUGAGCUUGAGUGUGUCGUUCCGCCUGCCGCGUUUUUGCACGAACAGCGAGGAGGGGCCAGUCGUUUGGAGACGCGCCGUCGAUCCCGCCGACGGUUAGGUUUCUCCCCCGCGGGGACCGAUCGACCGUAGGAGUGCGCGCCAUGAUCGAGUCGGGACGACGAACCCGGCGACGUUGUUAGGUGAUAUUUAUGCAGUGUGUACCCCCCGGGUGUGCUUUGGUGAGCCGCGCGCGCGUCGAGACCGGGGAUCCCCGAUGGUCGAUGUCCUCGUCGCCGUCGUCGCACGUCGUCCGCCAACGACGACGCUGACGCGAACGACCUGAACGUCGCGGCGCGACACACGGUGACCGUGACGUAACGCGACGCGCGGCGCGCGACGCGACGUGACGGGUGACACGCGUGUACCGUGCAUCCGGCCGCACGGCGUGCAUGAACCCCGAAAAAACGGGCGAGGGAUGGCCCGCGCCGCGGCCGCAAUUGGGAUUCGGUGAUCCUGCCGCCUGCUCGUCGUGACAGUUCGACGACUCGCUCCGAUCCGAGCGAGAUCAAGAUGGCGCCACCGGCGUUUUGACACUUGCCGAAGGACGACCCGUCAGCUGGACUUCACCGCCGCCCGCAGGCGACCCGUCUAUUAUGAGCAGAGAAUUCUACGUACCCUGCACGCCUUACGUCUAUCAGCAGUGCGGCAGCGGUAGCAGCGGCGGCGGCGGUUCGACGGAGGGUGUCGUGGUGAACGUCGGUGCCAGUAACGGCGUCGGCAGCGGCGGCAGCGGCGGCAGCGGCGUCGGCGUCGGUGGCAUGGACUGCAUGCCCCUGCGCCCCGGUCCGUUCCACUACCUCAUCAGCGAGCAAGCCAAGUCCCUGGUGGCCCUGCAGGAAUUGCAGAAUGAGGUCGGCGCCCUGCUCGAGUUCCGGGACCUCGUCAUCGAGACGUUCCCAAACCUCCGGCACAAGAUGGCCGCGACGGCGUCCGCGGGUGCGUCCGUGAUGUCGUCCACCUGUACCCAGAGCUCGCACAUCCCGCUGCCGCUGUCGAGCCCGUCCUCGCGAAGGAUCAGCGAAUGGGAGCCUGGCAAGAUAAGGCGGCGAGUGACGCGCGAAAGUAGCGGCGGCGGCGGCAGCGGUGGAAGCGGCAGCGGGGGUGGAGGUGAAUCCUCAUCCUCGUCGCUGCCUAGAAGCCGCAGCAACUCCCACAGCGGCGGCACCAAGAACAACUGUAGCGCGACGGUCCAGGACUCCGGUUUCAGUACGGAGACCUCGUCGAAGGACAGCGCCUCGACGGCGAUCGCGCCGCGAGCGAGCAGCCCCCGGCCGAAUGCGUUGGACGAGGCGGAGGAUGAGCUCUGGAACCUGCUGGACGUGAUCCACCGGAAGGGAAUCCGGCUGCGAGAGGAGGUCGAGUGCCUUCAGGGUCGCCUGGAGAGCGUGGCGACGGAGGAGCUGGUGUCGACGGACGUGCUCGAGGCUGUGAGAAAAAUCACCGGCCUUGGCAAUGCCGACAGGACGAUCGACCGCAACGUUGUUGACGAUGGGAGCGUCGAUCGGCAGCAGCAGGACAGUAGGGACCCGCAAGUGAUAGCUCUCAGGCGGGAAAAGGAACAGCUCCUGGACAAAGUGGCCGAGCUCGAAGCGGAAACGAUAUCGAGUCGCGCUCGAGCUCAAGAACUGCAGACGGAAUUGGCCGCUUUGUCGGCGCUCAAGACUGGUCUGGAGGAUCGGUUGCGGGCUGGACUGACCGAGAACGCCUCGGAGAUUUUGGCACCGGGCGUUCAAAGACUGCAACCUAUCGCGCCGGUGAUUUCUUCGCCGAAGAAUGCCAGUGUUACUAGUAUCAAAAGCAAGACCUCGGCGUUUGCGUCAGUCACCGGUAGUCCUGGAAACAAGGCUCACAAGAGCCGCUUUCGCACGAGGACGAUCGAGAAGAAUGUAUUGUUGGACGUUGUCGGGCGCAAUGACGAGAUGCGCAAUGUCGACAUUGAUGUUGAGGCGAACGUGAAUGAAAGGCGAGCUAGGCUGGGAGCGCUCGAUUCCAUCCUAGUCUCGCCCACCCGGGUGACUCACGUGAAAGAUGUAGACUCAAAGAAGAUUGCGGCCAUUCUUCGCGAGCAUUCGCCCCUCGAGCUUCAGCGGCACCUAAUUACUACUACCGUCCAUAAUCAGGUCCUACAAAAAAGGUUAGAUGAAGUGAAAAAGAGCACAGAAACUCUCUCGGAGCGACUAGACAAAGCGCGCGAGGAGAACGACGACUUACGUUUCCAGUUGGAGGAACGAAACAUUGAACUGGAAGGCACGCGGGCGCGAGUGCGCGUGUUGGAGCGUCUUCAACAACGACCGCCGACGGAAGCCGAUCCCGAGGCGGAUCUGGAACAACCCAGGUGCGAGCAGAGCGGUCUCGAGCCCGGCAGCAGUACGGAGUCCGCGCGAGACCAUCAUCCGCCGGUAGAGAUCAAACCGUCGCCGCGGCGGCGUCCUAGUCGUAUACCUUUACCCGGCAACGUGAGCGGCAAGACAUCGACGACGCCUACAGCGAGCGUGACUGCAACCACGCCUGCGCGACCGCCCAGUCACGGCAGGAACGACAGCAGGGAAUCGCUUAAGUCGCUAACAAGACCGCCGCGUGAUUCUAGUCGCGACAGCCAUGGCGGCGGCAAGUCGUUGUCGAAACCGCGCGACUCCAGCCGAGACUCGCUGGGCAAUAAAAGUCUGUCCAAGAGCGGUGGUAACGGAAGCAGCAACAUUAGCGUCGGCGGCGGCGGUGGCAACAAGGAAACAAACCGGGAGUCGUCCUUGAACAACCGGUCCCUGCCACGUAACAAUUCCAGCCGAGACUCCUUAAAUAAAUCCUCCUCGCUGUCCCGCGCCCGUGACUCGCUGGAGUCCAACAACAAUCUUGGCACGUCCUCGCCCAUCACGGGAACGGUUAAUGCUCCCCCUCGACGGCCGCCCGCUCCCGCACGCCGUUCCCACAGCCUGGCGCGCGUAGCGACGUCCGUCGAUGCGUCCGAGAACGGCAAGGUACGACCCAUAAAGCAAUUCUUUUGGAGCAGCUGGCUGAAGUCACCGUUGUCCAACGGCCCGAACUGCACCGAACCACCGAGUUCCUGGUGUUCGACCAACAGCAGUUUUCGUCACAGCGACUCGUCCCUCUAUCCGGAUUCCCUGAAUCAAGAGACGUCGUCCGUCACCGGUUCCACACGGGUAGAAUUCAUAAUCGGCUCGCCUACCAGGCGCUUCCGCACGAGUUCCGCCUGGCCUCAUCGCUACUUCGACAGCAUCGACUCGGCGGCUACGGUGCCGGAGAGCCUGCUAACCGACGAGUUUCCUCUGCGACGCGGCGAGGCCCUGGCCGAAGAUUUCGCUGUGUUCAUGCAUCUGCUGAAGUGCGCGAUCGGCACCGGCAUCCUCUUCCUGCCGCACGCCUUCAGAAGGACCGGCUACGCGAUGUCCAUCGUCUGCGGUAUCGUCGCCGGCACGCUCUCCAUUCACACCGCCAUCAUCGUCGUGCAAUGCUCCCAGGCGUUAUGCAGGCGCAACCGCGUGCCCAUGCUGGAUUUUGCCGAAACGGCGCAGUUCUCCUUCCAGGCGGGUCCGGAGAGGAUUCGAAAGUACGCCAGGCUAUUCGGCGUAGUUACCAACGUGAUCAUUUGCUUCGUGCACUUUCAGGCCGUCGUGAUAUACAUCUUAUACGUGGCCACGUCGUUCCAACAGGUGAUAGAAUUUUUCUCGGGUCUCGAGUUGAACCCGCGGGUCUAUAUCGUCAUCUUCUUUCCCUUCACCUGCGUCCUGGGCUUCGUGCCGAACCUGAAGUAUCUGGCACCGUUCUCCAUUAUCGGCACUGUCUUCCUGUUCCUCGGGGUCUGCAUCGCGUUUUACUACUUUUUGGACGAUGUGCCCGAUCCCCGUAGACUUGACGCCCUGACGGAAGUUCUACCUGUGCCCAUGUAUUGCGCCAUUUUCCUGUUCGCCUUGCACAAUAUGACCCUGUACCUGCCGCUGGAGAACACGAUGAGGCAUCCCGGUCAUAUGCCGCGCCUGAUCGUCGCCAGCACGUCGCUCAACACGGUCAUAUACCUGGCAUUUGGUUUCUUCGGCUACAACAAGUAUCCGGACGCCUGCGACACCGUCAUCAAGAAUUUACCAAUGGAGGAGACUCUGGCCCAAGUAGUCAAGAUAGCCAUUUCCUUGUCGGUCCUGUUUACUGUCGGUUUGGCGUACUACGUCCCAAUCAGCGUGCUAUGGCCCAUGAUCCGCUCGAGAAUCGUCACGAAGAAUACGCUGCAUCAUCGAUUUUACGAAUACUCGCUCCGAUUAGGCGGCAUAAUAGGCACUACACUGUUGGCCAUCGCCGUGCCCCAAAUGGUACCCUUGCUGGGUUUAUUCGCCGCCUUGAGCAUAUCGACGAUCAUGCUGCUGAUACCCAUACUAAUCGAGACGUCGACUAAGUGGGCGGAAGCCACAAGGACGAUGCUCGUGAAGAAUAUCGCUAUUUUCGUCGUGUGGCUGUUGAUUUUGAUUUUUGGAACGAUAGAAAGCACUUGGUCAAUUGUUAGAGAAUAUAGCGGAACGAAGCAGGAAACAUGUUGAUCGACAGCUUGUUAAAUUAUUUGAGAGACUCGACACAAAAUUACGAAGCUGCUUCUUGUGAUAAUAUAAUACGCUACGCAAAACAGUCUGAUGUCACUUGCCGAGAGUUAUGACUCUUACAAUCAGUAGCAAGAUGAUAUUAUGAUAAAGAUGAAGGACUCUCUAAAGCAGCGAAGCGAAAGGUGGAUAAAUAUAAUUUUUAUAACAAUGCUCUUUGAUUACAUUUGCUUUUCGCGCACUGUGAAUCUAUACGAGAAGAAAUAUCUCAAGCUCCACUCGUUACGAGAGCAUUUUAGUUUGCGUGCCGGCAUCGUAAGGGUGACAUAUCUCGGUCGUUCUUUUCUUACGAUUUUCUUGCUUUUACAUGCCCGAGAUCAACGUGAUCGAUAUCGACCGGUAUCGAGGACCCUUAAUUUCCGUAAAGAUUGGAAUGUGGCACUUGCGACAUUCCACAGGGGGAAGGGGGGAAACACCUUCAAUUUCCCUCGGCCGGCGUUUACGUAACGCACAGCGGAGUUACGCCGCUCGCAAUGUGGAACAAGAGCGGCAGCCUACAAUGAGAAACUGCACCGCGGCGCAACACGGCGGUCCAGAGAAGGUGGGAGACUCGCCGAGGACCUUCUUGCAAGAGGACGAAAAGAGACGGCGAGCGCGCACGCCUCGUGAAUGGAAGAAGAUAAGAGGAUACAGGUGAAAGGGAACGCGCGAGAUGCAGAGGCGCGAAUCGAGCUGAUCGCACAGUCGAAUAACCGACGUCUUUAUGAGUACGAAACUCGAGGACGGUUACUCGACGUAGUAUACUUCAGGAGCCGGAGGUGUCGACGAUUUCUGAUUCCGAGUGACUCGUCGCGCGUUUGUUUUUUACCGAACCUUCGACUGUAAAGUUCCGUUAAUCAAUUAAUUACGCGGUCGUGAAUGCUCGAGCGAGGAUAAACGCGCAAUGGGAUAGAGAAGCGGAAGCGGUACCGCAAGGAUUAGAUGGAGGGAAAAACGUGAAAGCGGAAAGUGAUUCGAUGGUUAUACGGUCGAUAUAUAGCACUUCGACAUAUAAUUUUGGAUGUUAUUUGUCAACACUGAAACGAUCGUUCAUUCAUGAAAUCGCAAACAUUGAGGUAUCUUAGAGAGAAUUUAAAUAUUAUUUUGCAAAUAUAGUUCCCCCUCAAAUAUGUUGUUUUCGAAUAUCUUCAUUAUUAUUUUGCACGCGUCACGUUCUGUAUGUUCGAUAUUUAUCUCCAGCUCAAUAUUUUCGGCUUUGUAACUCUUAGCCAUUAGAGACGAUUUUUCUGAUUUGUGUUGAAAUACUUAACAACAAUUCCAUCAUUAAAAAAAAAGAUAAAAUAAAGGAGCUAAACUAUUAUCCGUUCCCCGCUCUCUUCUUUACAUAAUGAUUGUAUUAAUUAAUUGUAGAUCUGGAAAAAUAUUUUACUUAACUCUCGAAGCUAUAUUAAUCCAUGAUAUUUAAGCUCUUCGCGACGUCGAACCCUAACGCCCAUUAAUUGUCGGACGAAGCAAUUUUUUGUCUAUAAUAUUGGCAAGCAAAUCCAUUGGGUUUAAUCCCUGCCAUAUCGUUUAUCGUGCGCACUUCAAAGUAACGUCGACUCGAGU